Molecule: messenger RNA, 2862 nt
Organism: Fimicolochytrium jonesii
Lineage: Eukaryota; Fungi; Chytridiomycota; Chytridiomycetes; Spizellomycetales; Powellomycetaceae
Product: exocyst complex component Sec10-domain-containing protein
Exons: 4
Coding region: 1-2862 (953 amino acids)
Biological process (GO): Golgi to plasma membrane transport; exocytosis
Cellular component (GO): exocyst; cytoplasm
Molecular function (GO): protein binding
Source: RefSeq, a predicted model, not a curated record
AUGUUGAACCGAAAAACAAACCAGCCCGCGGCCCCAGCGGCCCCACCCAAAACCAUCGCCUCCCUCCCCCCCGAUCUCGUCAUCCGCACCUUCACCUUCCUCCCCGUCGCCGACCUCUCCUCCGUCGCCCGCGUCUCCCGCCGUUUCAAAAUCCUCGCGUACAACGAUGAGGUCUACGAGCCGAAGCUCCGCGCACUCCAGGUCGGCACGACCGAGGAGUCUGCCGGCGCGGGGCAGGAUGAUGCGGCGGGGAAGGAGAACGAUGCUUCGGGGUUGGUGGAGCUUUUGUCCACUAGGCUGCGACAGAUGCCGGGUGGUCAUAUGUUGCCGGGGAGCACAAAGUAUCUGGAGACUGGGACGUUGUGGGGGUCUCUGACGGAUAAGGACGAUUCUAUCCAGGAAGAGGGUUCGGACAAACCUGUUGCUGCAGAAGCAGUGACACCAGGACAUGAUCUACCGACGCCAGUGACGCCGUCUUUGGAGAAGGCGGCUGCUAUAGCUAUUCCCGAGGAUGAGGCUGACAUAUCGGUGGAGGCCCCACUUGAAGAUCUUCCUGAGGACGACGAGGCCUCGGCACGACCUUCAACGAAUGCGGAAGUUCCCGCAGCACCGCUGCCAAUAAGCCCCGUGUCCCCACAGCAGCUAUCAAUCACAUCGGCACUGCCGACGUCUCGAUCGUCAAACAUCACAAUUGGGCAGGGAGGCCUGAAGGGUUUAGAGCGGCAGAGUAGCAGAGUCAGCGUCGGCUCCGUCAAACGCGCCCCGCGAUUGAGCACUCAAAACGCACGCGAAAUCUUCAAGCAGAUGUACAUCAACCUUAGCCCAUACUACUACGAUUUCCGCAAGCGACAAAAGGACUCCAAAGUCUUCAAAGACUUCAAGGAUCUCAGUGAAGUCGCGAUGAUUCUCCGAAAGCUGAAACUGUUCUCCGAGGCGCAUUUCGUGCCGAGUUCGGAUGACAUCCAGUUUGCGCUGGACACCACAAUCGAAUGGUUCGAAUCGAUGCUUUUGGGACAGUUCGAGCGCGCGUACGAUGGAAAGAACUUGAAGGAGAUGAAGCGUAACGCCUACGCCGCGUACUUCCUAAACGGCGGCGGGGCCGUCAUCCAGCUGUUCAUCUCAAAGAACCCAGUCUUCUUCGACCCGACAUAUAACCCCGCCCUCAUCAUCAAUAAAGUACCGAUGGCCGGGACCGCCCCGGCCGCCGGUUACACGCUCGCGGACGAUUUUGCCAAAUUCAGCGACUACACCUUGAACAAUUGUCGCGAGCAGGCUCGUGUGAUUGCGCAGGUGUUCCCCGCCCAAGCCGACGCGCUGACGUUGUUUGUUAACAAGGUGUUUGAGGACUCUGUUGCGGAAUACCUGAGCGGGGUAUUGGCUGCUUCGAAGGAGAGGGAAGGGCUUGGGGUGUAUCUCCAUACGCUUGCCACGGGCAUAUAUUGCUGUAUGCAGUUUGCGGAGUUUAUCGCGCAUAACGAUGCGGGCGUGCCCGUGCAGACGGAUAAGUUGAAAGAUGUGGUGAUGGAGAUUUGCAAACCGUAUACGAGCACGUAUAUGAAGCUGGAGCUGGAGCAUAUGAAUGGGAAGUUUCAUAAGGAGCUGAGUAAAUGGGGGAAUAGGAAAGGCGACCCCAAAAAGAAAAAAGCGGCAGGCUUCAUAGCAGACCAAGACAAAGCCGCCGCCCACAAACGCCAAGUAAUGAACACCAUGAAAUCCAUCAUGUUCGCCCCCGUCGCGUUCGGCAAGAUGGUCACGGGGGUCGGCAACCGCGGCGGCGGCGGCAGCAAAGACAAACCGCACCGCGAGUCGCUGCUCGAGAACGCGGAACCCGUCACGCAUCUUCCUGUUGAGCAGGAGGAUAACGUGACGUAUCAUUUGGAUGAUAAUUCGAUCAAUAGUCUGGUUUCGUUGGAGCUGUGUUUGCAUCUGAUGCAUACCAAUAAGGAGGCGUUAGGGAGGGUGCUGGUCAUUACCUCGGCUACGGAUGCGACGAAGAUCCGCCGAAAUGUGGAAAGAGUCUUCUGCGCCCUCCUAGACGUAGUCGGCCCCAACCACAUCAAACCGGCCUUCGACGCCGCCCUCGCGCGCCUUUCCGAUGCCAAACUCGCUGACGCCUCCGAAGAAAAAGCCGUAAACCCCGAAUCCCUCCAAUUCUUCGAACUCGUCCACAUCGCCGACCUCAUUCAGCAAAUGAUUGAGGUGUACUACCAAGAAGACGUCAAAUCGUGGAUAGACGAGUCCGAUUUCCUCUCCGAUAUCGUCACCGAGAAAAAGGCGUUUGAGCGUCUAUUGGAUGAUUGCGUCGCGAGCGGGAUGGAUAAGUCUAUCCAGGUGCUGGUUAACCAGGUCGAGUAUAUUUUGCUCGUGGAGCAGAAACCGACGGACUAUAAUCCGGCGGAGAAGGAUGUCGUGAUGGAUUUGAAGCCGACUAGGGCGUGUUUGAGGGUGAUUGAUACGUUGAAUUCGCAUGCCAAGAUUUUGUAUGGGGUGGCGGAGAAGCAUACCAUGGAAGUGUUCUUUGGAGAGGUUGGCGUGCGGAUAUUCAACGUAAUCUGCAAAAACAUCAAACGCCUCCAAGUCUCCCAAACCGGCGCGAUGCAACUCAUCAUCGACCUCAACACCUUCUACGAAUGGUCCUGCACGCUCAAAGUCAGCUCCGUGAAAAAGAUGUUCGAGGUGCUCAAGGAAGUCGGCAACCUCUUCCUCGCGGACGGUGGCGACGAGCUGCGGAAGCUCGUGCAUGAUCUGCCGAGGUACCAGGGUCAGCUGCGGAUUGAGGAGAUUUAUGAGCUGUUGGCCAGCAGGACGGAUUAUAAGAAGAUUCAAAAGUAUAUGGAGACGAAGGAUUGUGUUAUUCAGUGA